AUGUCUAAAGGAAAGGAGAAUAAAGUGGGUUCUUCUACGCCUUCAUUUGAUGAUGAGGAAGAUAACAACCCAUUCCCACACAUGCAAGGACUCGCAAGUCUAAUGAGUGAACAUGGGAUUUCUAAUGGAAGUAAUAUACAAGAUAAAGGAGACAAGGACAAUAAUGGUAAUAAUGGUGAUGAAGAUGAUGAUUCAAUACUACUUUAUAAUUCUAAUAAUCAAAAUGAUUUUAAGUCUGGCUUGAAUAAAGAUACUUUCAAAUCAAUUCAAAUCAAUUAUGAAAGUAGAGUAACCAGGCUAUUGAGACCUAAUAGUAAUGUGAGGAUGCAAAUAACGAAAGCAGGAAAUUCUAAUGAGGGUAUGAUAAACACGCUGAAAACGUAUAUCGUUUAUAGCAUACAGCUAAUUAACAAUGAUGACCCUAGUGAUGAAAUACAAACUCGAAGAAGAUACAGCGACUUCGAAAGCUUACGAGACGUACUUAAGAAGAUAUUUCCAUUGAUUAUUAUUCCUCCUAUCCCCCCUAAAAAUUACUUCAAGUUUUCAAUGCUCAAUGAUUUGGUUAGCGGAAACAUACUGCAAUCGUCUAACAAUAGCAGCAAUAACAGUACAGGUGCAAAUACUUCGACAAAUACUACGAAUGGAUUGGGGUCAAACUCGACUAAUUAUUCCUAUAUUAAUUCGACGCAUUUGAAUAAGAAUAAGCUUAUUGAGCACAGGAAGAGGCUUCUUUCUAAUUUUCUCAAUAAUUGUUUAGCAAUUCCUCAGAUAAGGAAUUUAGAAUUUUUUGCUAAAUUUUUGGAUCCUAAUGCAAACUGGACAGAUGAAAUAACUUUAAUUUCCAGUCAAUUGCCUAAAUCUAUUUACUUGCUGAAUCCGGAAAAUGGUUUGAAAACAGACUCCAUUUAUGCUAAUUUGCCUAAUCCAGUUGGUAACCAUUCAAUAAAUAUGUCAUUUUGGAAACCUUUACAAGAAAAUAAGAAAAAGCUAACGAAGAAAACCAACAAAAUAUUGAACAAUGGAAAUACAGAAGCAUCAUCACAACCAAGUACAGGAACUAUAAGUCCAGUAAAUAAUAAUCCUGAUCAUCUAAAGAAUAAGUAUAUUAUAGACAAUUCAUGCCUAGAUGACAUCAAUAAGAAGAUUAUGGCCAACUUCAUAGGACUAGCAAAUGAUUAUACUGAAUUAGGAACAAUUUUUAAUUCCUUUUCAUUAAUAUUAUCUGAUUCUCCCAUGAUUCGAUCUGCAAAAGCAAAAAAUAACCAAGAAGAAGAUUCUAAAUUAAAUAUAAUAUUUGAUAAAAUAGGACAAAUAUUUGAUCGUUCCUACAUAACUAUAAGUACAUUAAUUGCAGAUCUCGAAACCAAGUUUUCAGAGCCAUUGGGAGAGGCGGUUCAGUACUCGACUAUAUUACAAUUUAUUGAAAAGUUCGAGAGACGUAAGGUUCGUCAGAAGCGAUUGUUAGAGGAUGAUGUAAAAGAAAAGAAGCACGAAUUAGAAGAAUUAUUGAAAGCGGAGGAAGAGUCAUCAAGAAUUGAAAGUGUGAUGCAUGUGCCUAAGAAUUCAGGUUUUAAUUCGAGAAGCUCUAAUGCAACCCUGGAUGCAAACCUGCAAAGCAUAAAAUCUGCUAACAACAAAUAUAAGUAUCUACCUAAUAUGAAUUCGUUUAAAAAGAUUACUCAAUAUGUCACUGAUAUAAUAGACCAGAAUCCUGAGCAAACUAGGAAACAAAAAAUAACUUCUCUACAAGGAAAAAUAGGAUUGUUAGAGAAGUGCCAAGGUAUUAUGCUCCAGGAUAUCUCAUAUAUCACCGAUGAAAUAAACAAGAACUUUAAACUGUUCCAUACUAAACAAUUAAAGAUAAUUUAUGAGAUAUUGUUAUGCUAUAAUGGCUUUCUUGUUGAAUGGGCAAAGAAAAAUAUUGAUAUAUGGGAAGAGAUAAAAGAUGAAGUAGAGAAGUUAUAA
Messenger RNA from Debaryomyces fabryi, 1965 nucleotides. RefSeq lists its product as uncharacterized. Gene Ontology annotation, molecular function: phosphatidylinositol binding. The transcript has a single exon. The record is from RefSeq and is a predicted model, not a curated record. NCBI's taxonomy places the organism in Eukaryota, Fungi, Ascomycota, Pichiomycetes, Serinales, Debaryomycetaceae. The coding region runs from base 1 to 1965 and encodes 654 amino acids.